AUGUUGCACGAUGCUAAACAUCAAUUGAAUUAUUUAUACAAUGUCUCCGUGGAAUUUCUGGAGUAUGCGAAGAAAUUCGACAAUAUUAUUCGAUAUGCUUUAACCAAUUAUGUUACCAAAUUGUAUGAUUUGAAGAAUUUUUCAUGGAUUAACGAUCGUUUAAUGGGAGUUGAACGAUGUUUUAUCAAUCCACGUGGUAUUCCGGGUGAAGCAUCACAACGACAUUUACUGUUUAGUGUUAGCAGUAAAAAUAAAUAUCAUUUUAUCACUAUGACUACUAUUCAUGAUGCGAUAGAUGCAUUCAAGAGAGCAAAAACUGACGCUGAACGUGUUCUGACCGGACGUCAAAUCGCAUUUCAAAUAUCCGUAAUUCAGCAUUCCAUCGAGUGUGCUAUUAGCACGCUAAGCAAUAGAAUUUGA
Messenger RNA from Acanthocheilonema viteae, 420 nucleotides. Lineage: Eukaryota; Metazoa; Nematoda; Chromadorea; Rhabditida; Onchocercidae. The record is from the annotation of a GenBank genome assembly.